This is a messenger RNA of Drosophila ananassae, 2049 nucleotides long. RefSeq lists its product as uncharacterized. Bases 718 to 1950 code for a protein of 410 amino acids. Gene Ontology annotation, molecular function: N-acetylglucosamine 6-O-sulfotransferase activity. NCBI's taxonomy places the organism in Eukaryota, Metazoa, Arthropoda, Insecta, Diptera, Drosophilidae. The record is from RefSeq and is a predicted model, not a curated record. Gene Ontology annotation, biological process: N-acetylglucosamine metabolic process; sulfur compound metabolic process. The transcript is spliced from 3 exons.
GAGAGUUAAUGGUAUUAAUUAGUAUUAAUUUAAAAAAAAUUUAUAAGUAAUUUUAAGUUGAUAGAUCGUUAGUCCCCGUAAGGAUAUAUCAACUGGUUCCUUAGUUUUUUCUUAUGUAAGAAAACAUACUUUUACGUACUUUGAAAUUCUAAACUAGUGACUUAAGUUCCAAAAUAUCUUUAAACCAAUUCUCAUCAUCGAAUUGUUAAUCUAACAAUUUUAAAAAUACAUUUUAUCUUCAAUAAUAUUCCAUAAACUGCUUCCGCUGGCCAUAUCCUUAUGAGCUUAACUCGCAGAUAAUACGGUUGUAAGGAGUCAGUAUCCUUAACCUUCAUCUAGAUCGGAAACCCUUGCCUUGAGAAUAACCAUCAACAGACUUAUUAAAAGAUAUACCAACAUAUAUACGUAUUGAAGCAUAAUGCAGGUUCGAUUUUUACAAAAUAAAUAAUUAGUGCCAGAAGUCUAUAGAAAUUUGAUGAGAUUUAAAAUAAAAGUCCCUAUGCUGCUGAUCUUAAAUCGAAAUAUAAGUUUAUUUUCAAAUUCUCAACACUCAAAAAAUUGUUUUUUUUUAAGUCUAGUCUUUUUUAGAGUUUUGUUUUUAGAAUUCUAGCAGCAUUAGGGACCGCCUAUAUACGCAAAAUUAAAUUCUGAAUAUUUACUUAUCAAUAGCAAUACUAAUGUAUUUUAGUUCUUAAAUGGUAUGCCAAUAAAGUUAGCAUGUUACAAACUAUAUAUAAUAUAUCUCUGAUUCAAAUGUCUCUCCUCACUUGCUACUCACUCCCUGCAUUAGAUCUGUAUAAAAUAAAAAUUUCAAGUGUUUUUUUCGUUUGGGAAUCAAAUUUCAAAAAAUCAAUCAUGGUGCAAGUCUCACGUACCACCAAAUUUACGGGCAUCUGUAUCGGUGUCUAUGUGGCCUACGCCGUCUUCAUAUUCUUCUUGAUGCCCCUCCUGAUGCCCGAUCCGGUCAGCCUGCAACGCUCCAUUGUAGCUUUUAAGACCCGUCACCUGGGCGACAUUAGCAACUAUACCAUGGAGACGGGCGGAACACCAAUACGUUCAAUGCUGGUUACCUUUCGGGGAUCGGGAGCGCUAACGCUGUUGGAUAGCUUGGCCAAUCAGCCGGGUUGCUACCAGCAUUACGCUCCUUUAAUUGCCUACGGCGGUCGAUCCGCUGUCGAACACCAGCCCGCUCAGGUGUUGAAGGAACUGGAGGAGCUCUACAACUGCGACUACAAUAGUUCCAUGAAGAUGAUACAAUGGGGCAAGAGGUCGCCGAUCUUCCGGCGAUUCUACGGUGCUCAGUCGAAGCUCUGCAUGACUUACAGCCACGAUAGCUGCUGGGAUCCGGAUAAUUUGGCGGCCAUCUGUAAACUCCAUCCUUUCAUAAACAUGGCUGUCUACAACAUGAAGCUUAAGUACUUGGCAUUGUUGCUCGAUCGGAAAUUGAAUCUUCGAAUCCUUUUACUCGUCCGUGAUCCCCGGGGCACGAUGUAUUCACGGAAGAAUCGGAAUUGGUGCGAUGGCCUGAAGGACUGCGAAGCGUCUAGCCUCUGCAUGGACAUGGUCAGCGAUUUUAAAAUGGCUCAGAUUCUCCGAGAGCAGUACCCGGACCGAUUUAGCACCAUACGGUAUGAGGAUCUGGCAAUGCAUCCGGCUCAGGGCAUUAAACAAGUAUUUGAGUUUUACGGCAUACCGCUACAGCGUUCCAAGGGAAGGCACCGGGGCAUCCAUCCUCGCAGUUGGAUAAAUCCAGAAAACUAUGAUUUGGACAAUGCCUGGGGAUAUAGCACCCAUUCCGCCUACGAGUGGAUGAGCAAAAUGAGAUUUGAUGAAAUCAAGGCUGUCCAGAAGGUCUGUGUCGAUGCUAUGGAUAUGUGGGGCUAUCGCCAAGUCGAGGACUUUCACAACUUUUCACCCAAAAAGUUUGAACCGAUGCUGGGCAAGGCUUGAUCGUAUUUUAACCUAAUGAGCUUGCUUUAUAUUUAUCAUGUAGUUAUCAAUUCUAGUUGAGAUUGGCGGAGAUUAUCUAAUGGAGUAGUUAAAAUUAAA